This is a messenger RNA of Eimeria acervulina, 606 nucleotides long. RefSeq names its product myosin light chain TgMLC1, putative. The transcript has 4 exons. The coding region runs from base 1 to 606 and encodes 201 amino acids. The record is from RefSeq and is a predicted model, not a curated record. Gene Ontology annotation, cellular component: myosin II complex. Gene Ontology annotation, molecular function: calcium ion binding. NCBI's taxonomy places the organism in Eukaryota, Apicomplexa, Conoidasida, Eucoccidiorida, Eimeriidae.
AUGGGCCGCGCAGAGAAAGGAUGCCCUAUUUGCUAUCACAAGUUACCUCGCCCUGGAGAGGUGUUAGAGCCUUACGAUGAGGAGCUCAACUACUUCAUGUGGAUUCCGGGGUUCGAGUGGAAGCCAAAGCCCGUUGCUGAGGAAGAUGCGUACGAGACAGAAAGCUCGGAAGGCGAGGCGGACGAAGACAUGGAGGAGGCGUUGAAGGAGAUGGUGGAGAACGACGAAAUGAAGGAAAAGUACAAUGAGCGCGCCUCAGGCGGGAAGGUUUCUACUACUGACGCUGCUGUCUUAGCCAGGCAGCUCGGCCUUGCCCCCUCCUACGCAGAUGUAGAGAAGUUUGAACAGGAGAAUGGAAGCCAGCUUGAUUACUCUACCUUCCAACAGUUUGCAGCUCAGAGCACUCAUCCAGAGGACAACAUUGAAGAUCUUGUCGGCGCAUUCGCCCACUUCGACCCUAAUGGAACUGGCACAUUGUCUGUGCAGCAGAUGCGCAAUAUCUUGAUGACUUUCGGCGAACCUCUCACCAAGGAGGAGAUGAGCGUUGUCGAAUCGAAGUUCUUCACCGGCCCUACAGUUGACUACAGAGAAUUCUGCACGCGGUAA